Molecule: messenger RNA, 2632 nt
Organism: Aethalodelphis obliquidens (Pacific white-sided dolphin)
Lineage: Eukaryota; Metazoa; Chordata; Mammalia; Artiodactyla; Delphinidae
Gene: SNAP29
Product: synaptosome associated protein 29
Exons: 5
Coding region: 23-997 (324 amino acids)
Biological process (GO): synaptic vesicle priming; synaptic vesicle fusion to presynaptic active zone membrane; exocytosis
Cellular component (GO): SNARE complex; plasma membrane
Molecular function (GO): syntaxin binding; SNAP receptor activity
Source: RefSeq, a predicted model, not a curated record
CGGGCGUGGCCCCCUCCCCCCGAUGCGGUGCACGAUGGUCGGCUCCGAGGCAGGGCCUCCGGAAGCUUCUGGCGGAAGGAGUUUGCGCGGCGCCGGCUACGGGCGUACGGGAGCUUCUGUAGGUUCUCUGCGAUACUGCAGCUGCCCCGUGGUCAGAGAGCGCCCCUCGCCUCGGCCGCGCCCGGCUCCUCCCGCCUGCUCCAGGCCGAGCGCUGGCGCCAUGUCGGCCUAUCCCCGAAGCUACAACCCGUUCGACGAUGACGCGGAGGACGAGGGCGUCCGGCCGGCGCCGUGGACGGACAACCGCGACCUCGCGGACUGGCCCGGCGCUCCCGCCGACCGGCAGCAGGCCCUGCGGCAGGAGGUGUUGCGCCGGGCCGAGGCCACGGCCGCCAGCACCGGCAGGUCCCUGUCCCUGAUGUACGAGUCCGAGAGGAUCGGGGUCGCCUCCUCCGAGGAACUCGUGCGCCAGCGAGGGGCCUUGGAGCGCACAGAGAAGAUGGUGGACAAGAUGGAGCAGGAUCUGAAGACCAGCCAGAAGCACAUCAACAGCAUCAAGAGUGUGUUCGGAGGGCUCGUCAAUUACUUCAGAACCAAACCCUCAGAGACCCCACCUGCGCAGAAUGGCACCCUUGCCCCCCAGCCCAGCAGCAGAUUGAAAGAAGCCAUAAGUACAAGUAAAGACCAGGAGGCACAGUACCAGACCAGCCACCCAAACCUCAGGAAGCUCAAUGACUCAGACUCCAUCCCUGGAGGGGCCGAUUCUGCCGUGAGCUCCGAGGCUUACCCAAGGAACCUGCACCUGCGCACCUGUCACCAGAGGAUUGACAGCAACCUCGAUGAGCUGUCCGUGGGCCUGGGCCGGCUGAAGGACAUCGCCCUGGGGAUGCAGACAGAGAUUGAGGAGCAGGACGACAUUCUUGACCGCCUCACAACCAAAGUGGACAAGUUAGACGUCAACAUCAAGAGUACAGAGAGGAAAGUUCGGCAGCUUUGAAGACGGAGGCGGAUUUCCACUCCAUCGUGAUGAAAAGAUUUGAAAGGUCUUCUUUUAAACGCCCAAGAAAUUUCAGUUAUUACUUUAGAAUGUGAUUUCACAUGUGUUUGCAAAUGUUGUAAUAGAGUGGGUCUCAAAAGAGGUUUUGUUGUAGAGAAAGCAUGUGCCCCACUUCUCUGAGGGCCCUGACUAGAGGUGUGCGGGCAGAGUGGUGGUCAUGCCGGCCUCUGCUUCCGUCUGUUGUGCUUCUCGUCCCCAGGCCUCCGCAAGGUAGAGCGCUGAGGGCCAUGUGACCCGUGUUUGUGGGCAUCCUUCUCCCCCCGACCCCCACGAGCACAUUGUGAUGCUCUGAGCCCCUUGGCAGGCGUUUGAUUUUAGUAGGAGGGGGUUCAGACCAGCCCUGCUCACUGUGACGCCUGGAAGCACAUAGGGAGCUAGGUGAGCCCCGCUGCCCCUGCACAGGGUCAGGAACACAUUCUGCCCUGGCUGGAGGCUCCCUGGCCCGCUGUCUGAGGCCUGCAGAGCGUGAGAGAGGAGCAUCACACGGACGUGCUCCACCAAGCUCCCUGCCCUCAGGUCAUCUGGACCAGGCCCCCCAUCCAAACAUGUUUACUCGGUGCCUGGGGUCCCCUGGCCCAUCCAGGAUUCCCACCCACUCUUCUGUGCUGCUGGCAACAUGCCUUGACCCAUCACUUGAUUCUCUGGCCCCAGUUUUAGGACUGGAGCUCCACUAAUGACACUGACUGUGCACAGAAGGAUAUGGCUUUAAAAAAAGCCCAGAUGUUAUCAUUCUACCUGGCCUAGCUUGUUCUCUCUUCAUUUUACAAAAAAAAGAGAAUCAUUUAAAAGUACUAAUUAAAAUUGAUUUCUGUACUUAAAGGAAUUUCUUGAUGUUGGUACCUCCAACAAAAUAAUUGAAGCCACGAGGUCCUGGUCUUUUUAAAAGCAAAUAAAUUAAAAUAUUUUGAAGAUGGUGAAAGGGACUGAUUUUAAUAAGACAGAUUAGGUUGGAAACCUUAAAAUCACAGUGCCUUUCACCCUGAAACCUGGCCCCGGCACGGUGACCUUCACCACUUUGGUUCAGUAGAAUAUAAACAAAGUCCCUUAAAGCAAAGGAACGUCUUUAAGGGGCAGCAGCAAUGCAACAGCGUUUAUGUAGCAAUUCAAAUAUAAAAGUUCCAUUCCAUAAUGCCUGACUUUCCUAAAAACACUGACAGCCUCUGUGGGCAGAUACAUCUUUCUGUCAUGUUCCAGCCGCCCUGCGAGUCUGACCCACAUCACUGGGAAUGUCACAGGGCGUUUGGAUGCUGUGGAAGGUAAUCAGACCCACAUCUGCUUAUCACAAGCCCAUCAUGGUUGUUCUCCUGGUAACUGGAAAAAGGAAGAAUUUUACAUGUCCACCCGGCCCACACUGAACGAGUUCACAGGGCUUCCAGCAAAAAGGCUGCUCCAAAGCGUGACACCAGGAUGCAGGGCAGCCUGGGGGUGCCCGUCCACCCAGCAUGUUCCAGGGUUUUCCUCCCUGACGCCUUCCUCAGUGGGUGUCAUGAUAACUGUUCCUGCUCCUUGCCCUCAGGCAUAGACACGUGGAGAUUAGUCAGCACGCCUAGACUUGAGCUUCUCCGUUCAAAUAAA